This is a messenger RNA of Ilex paraguariensis (yerba mate), 828 nucleotides long. NCBI's taxonomy places the organism in Eukaryota, Viridiplantae, Streptophyta, Magnoliopsida, Aquifoliales, Aquifoliaceae. The record is from the annotation of a GenBank genome assembly.
UCUCUCUCUCUUUUUCUCUCUCUCCCCCCUUAGUAAAACCUCUCCAGCAAAUAUUAGGCUCUGAAAUCAGUACCAAAAAAAGUUUACCCGUUGCACCAUUUUCAAAUUAGAACAGGCAGCAAAACCUAUGCAUAUUGACUCUCUUCCUCAAACUUCAAGGCAUCUACACAAAGCCAAACAAAAAGUUUCCCCAUAAAUUAGUCCUCAGGCAUCCCACUACACAAGUCCACCUUAAACACCACUCCUUGGGCUUUUCGUAUAGUGACAAAAGAGAUAGGAGAGAGAAAGUUGCAUCUUCUACAUAGGAUCCAUGCCAUAGCUUUGGGUUGUUUGUCAGUCAAAAAAUGGGUCUGAGGAAAGAGAUGGCUUGCUUGUUUCUUCUUCUGCUGAUGCUCUUAAAGUUGGGGAAUAGUCCAUGUUUUGCAGAUGGGUAUGGUAGAUUUAGCAGAUCCAAAGGUGGCUCUGGUUCUGAUCUCAGUCCUUUAAAAACCCAUAAUGGCUUAAAGGGUAAGGGAAACAAGCAUGAAGAUGAUGAUAUUUUUGGUGGUGACAAGAGAAGAGUCUACACAGGUCCAAAUCCUCUUCAUAACAGAUAAGUCAGCAGAGAAAACACCAUGUGAUUUUGUCUUUCCCCCUCUAUAUAACUUCUUUGAUUUCUAUUUCAUUUCUUUUGCUUUCUGUAUUCUUUUCUAAAUUGAGUUAGAUGAAGAUUGAGUGUUUUGAUGGACUGCUUCACCGGAAUAUUGUAAGUGACCUUUACAUGUGUAUAUGUAUGGUAAGUUAGUUCUGAGGUUUUGUUGAGCAAAUGUCAAUAUUGUUUUUUUUUUU